Messenger RNA from Trichomycterus rosablanca, 5543 nucleotides. It is a transcript of the gene itgav, whose product is annotated as integrin, alpha V. NCBI's taxonomy places the organism in Eukaryota, Metazoa, Chordata, Actinopteri, Siluriformes, Trichomycteridae. Gene Ontology annotation, cellular component: integrin complex; external side of plasma membrane. The record is from RefSeq and is a predicted model, not a curated record. The coding region runs from base 89 to 3286 and encodes 1065 amino acids. Gene Ontology annotation, molecular function: integrin binding. Gene Ontology annotation, biological process: cell-matrix adhesion; cell-cell adhesion; cell adhesion mediated by integrin. The transcript is spliced from 30 exons.
AGACUUUUAUUAUCUAUUAAACACGGAACUGAGUGUGAACAGGGUGUAAUAGUUCUAAAUGUACUGAAUCUGAGCUCUGGGAUGAUUUAUGAACGCUGUUUUGAGUGAAACUAGUGAUUUGUUUAUAAGUACUCUACCAUCACCAGGAGCUCAGUGUAGAGUAAUAAUGGAGUGGAAGAAUCAUCUGCACUUGAUUGUUAUUUUGCUCUGUUUUCAUCAUGUCACCUCGUUUAAUCUGGACAUGGACAAACCUGCAGUUUUCUCUGGACCUUCUGGAAGUUAUUUCGGCUUUUCUGUGGAUUUCUUCAGUCCUGAUAAACAGUUGAACAUCCUGGUGGGCGCUCCCAAAGCCAACACCACUGAUUCUACGUCUGUAACAGAGCGCGGUGCCGUCUACAGCUGCCCAUGGCAAUCAGAUGGCAAAUGCACGCAGAUACUGUUCGAUAACACUGAUAACCGGGUGGAGAACGGUGAGCAGAUGGAGUUCAAGUCCAGUCAGUGGUUUGGAGCUACAGUCCGAUCGGAUGGAGAAUACAUCCUGGCGUGCGCACCGCUCUACCAGUGGAGUACGUAUGGAUUUAAGGAGCGUGAACCUGUCGGGACGUGUUUCCUGAAGAAAGGACCUACAGUGGUGGAGUAUUCACCCUGUCGCUCAGGUGGGGCAACACCUGAGCAUCAGGGUUUUUGCCAGGCUGGCUUCAGUGCAGAUAUUGUGAAGAACAAGCGCCUGGUUAUCGGAGGCCCGGGCAGCUUCUAUUGGCAAGGUCAGCUGAUCUCAGACGACAUUUCUGAGGUGAUCAGUAGGUUCAAUAAGCAGUUAACCAUCAAGUAUGCCAACCAGAUGUCCACCAAACCAGCCAGUGCCCAGUAUGAUGAUAGUUAUCUGGGUUACUCUGUUGCGAUUGGUGAUUUUGAUCAGGAUGGAGUGGAUGAUUAUGUGACUGGUGUGCCGAGAGGAGAGAAAGCUCUGGGAUACGUGAACGUCUUCAACGGAAAAAGCAUGGCGUCCAUGGUGAACUUCACCGGCCAGCAGAUGGCGGCUUAUUUUGGUAACGCUGUGGCAGCGACUGAUAUUAACAACGAUGGGUUGGUGGAUUUGUUCGUGGGUGCUCCUCUCUUCAUGGAGCGUGGAUCUGAUGGGAAGCUACGUGAGGUGGGUCAGGUGUACGUUUACCUGUCGAAGGGAGGGUUCUCCUUCCAUCCUCCUCUCAGACUGACCGGUUCUGAGGCGUACGCUCGAUUCGGAAGCUCCAUCACCACUCUUGGAGACCUGGACAUGGACGGUUUUAAAGACGUGGCCAUCUCGGCUCCCUAUGGUGGCUCCUCUCGACAGGGCUUGGUGUACAUCUAUAAUGGGCGUGCAACAGGGCCUGAUACUCAGCCCUCUCAGGUUUUGGAGGGAAAGUGGGCGUCGACCUCAGUGCCCGCCAGUUUCGGCUAUGCCAUGAACGGAGAGAUGGACAUCGACCAGAACGGAUAUCCGGAUCUGGUGGUGGGCGUGUUUGGAGCUGAUAAAGCGGUUCUCUACAGGGCUCGACCGGUAAUCAGUGUGAACUCUACACUGGACAUCACUCCACAGAUCCUCAGUCCGGAGGAGAAACGCUGUAAGCUGCCUGGAACCCAGACCGCGGUGUCCUGUUUCAUGGUGAAGUACUGUCUUAAAGCCAGCGGCAAAGGAGCUCCGCCCAGUCUUCAGUUUCAGGUGGAUCUGACUCUGGACCGCUUGAAACAGAAGGGGGCGAUAAAGCGGGUGUUAUUCUUACACAACAGUCUUCCUCAGUACACAAAGUUCUUGACAGUGACUAACGGAGCAUCAGCUUCCUGUGAGGAACUACAGGCCUAUCUCAUAGACGACUCAGAGUUCCGGGAUAAGAUCACGCCCAUCUCCAUAUUCAUGGAAUAUAAACUGGAUUAUGAGCGCGCAGCAGAUAAGACGGGUCUGCAGCCCAUUCUGGACCAGAACAACCCAGCUAACAUCACUAAACAGGCUCACAUUCUGCUGGACUGUGGUGAUGACAAUAUCUGUAAACCAGAUCUGAAACUGGCAGUGGUCAGCGAUCAGAAGCAGAUCUAUAUCGGAGAUGAUAAUCCUCUGACCCUGGAGGUGACGGCGGAGAACCGUGGCGAGGGAGCGUACGAGGCCGAGCUCAGCGUGAUCAUUCCUCCUCAGGCUGAUUUUAUCGGAGUAGUGAGGAACAGUGAGACAUUGUCGAGGCUCUCCUGUGCAUAUAAGAGAGAGAAUCAGACCAGAGUGGUGUGUGAUCUCGGGAAUCCGAUGAAAGGGGGAACAAAGAUCAUGGCGGGGUUACGGUUUAGUGUUCAUCAGCUAUCAGAACAGGACACUUCAGUCAAAUUCGACCUGCAGAUACAGAGCUCGAAUCAGUACGACAACACCAGUAAUCUGGUUUCCAUCAACAUUCAGCUCGCCGUGCUGGCCAAAGUGGAGAUACGAGGAGCUUCUGCUCCGGAGCAGAUUUUCUUGCCCAUUGCUAACUGGCAACCGAAAGACAAUCCAGUGGUGGAGGACGACAUUGGUCCACCAGUGCAGCACAUCUAUGAGUUGAGGAAUAGAGGACCGAGUGCAUUCUCAAAAGCCAUGCUGGAUGUGGACUGGCCCUAUCGCUACAAUAACGGCUCUCUGCUCUACAUCACCAAGUACGAGGUGGACGGAGCCAUGAACUGCACCACCGACGUCCAGAUCAACCCACUCAACGUCUCCAACCCCAUGUACUGGAACAAGAACACAAGCGUUUCCGGGGGCGACCGGCCUGAGGGACGAACUAGAAGCCACGUUCACCGCAGAGACCUGCAGGAGCAGAAAGCCGAGGAGGCCAUGCUCACACUGGACUGCGAGAAGGCUCAGUGUUUGAAGAUUAGGUGCCAGGUUGGGCGUUUGGAGAGAGGACAGAGCGCCAUCCUGUUCAUCUACUCAAGACUGGCUGUGUCCACCUUCCUCCAGUCGGAGGUUCAGAACCGAUCAUACGUGGUGAAAUCAUCAGCUUCAUUCAGCGUGAUUGAGAUGCCCUAUAAGAACCUGGUGUUUGAACUGCCUGCCAACAGCACAUCUGCGAGUCUAAAUGUGGUGUGGGUGAAUUCGGAGCUGACCCAGCCGGCUCCUGUCUGGGUGGUGGUGGUAGCCGUGUUAGCGGGUCUGCUACUGCUCGCUCUGCUAAUCUUCAUCAUGUACAAGCUGGGGUUCUUUAAGCGUGUGCGCCCCCCUCAGGACAAAUCAGAGAAGGAACAGCUUCAACCACAGGAGAACGGAGACCGAGCGGCUGAAAACUGAUUCACACUCCUGCACUCUAAACUCCAGAGCUAACACACAUCCACAUGUAGUGGUCUGUGUGUGUGUGUGUGUGUGUAUAGAGAGAUAGAGAAAGUAUGUGUGCAUGUGAGUGUGUGUGUGUGUUCAUAUAGAGAGAGACAAAGUGUGUGUGUAUGUAAAGAGAGACAGAGAAACUAUGUGUGCAUGUGAGUGUGUGUGUGUUUAUAUAGAGAGAGACAAAGUGUGUGUGUAGAGAUAGAGAAAGUAUGUCUGCAUGUGAGUGUGUGUGUGUUUAUAGAGCAAGAGGGAGUGUGUGUGUGUGUGCAUGCGUGUAUGUAAAGAGAGAUGGAGAAAGUGUGUGUGUGUGUGUUUAUAGAGCAAGAGGGAGUGUGUGUGUGUUACUGGGCACUAUCUGCCUCUUUCCUUCACUUUAGUGCACUGACCUGUGUAGGAUUAAGACAUUUCAGAUCCAGUUUAGGAUGCGGUGGGUGAAAUCUUUGACUCUAGUGUUUAGAAUGCGUACUACAACAUCGGUAACAUAAGAUGCUAGGAGUAUAGCACAGGAGUCUGCCAUGUUUACAUUUGUGAGCAGAUUAUGGUAGCGCUCUUGGGGACGUGCCUGACUGUGUUCUUUUAGACUGGCUUUGAUCGAAUUGGUUCAAAUUAAUGCAGUUUAGUUUGAUUUCAUUUCUUUUCAUUAUAAAUAAUAAGGAUGAAACGUUGAUUAAUAACAGUUACGUUUGACAGAUUCAUGGAUUAAAUUAAAUGUAAAUGAAUCAGUCUAAAACACUGAAAGAUCAAGGUGCAAAAGUGAUGUUUUGCAGAUGAUUUGCUCUGGUGUCAGUUCAGCGUUUUCAGUAUUUUUCUGUUUGCUGCGUUUGGGGCGUGUGCCGACAUAAGAUCACUAUAAUCAUGAUUAUUUAUUUAAAAAUGUUGGUAAUAAUUAGAGCAUAAAUUUUCUGGCUGAUUCCCAGUCUAAUGAUAUUAUCGUCAGAUUAGUAACAUCUAUUUUUGCUGAUAAUGUAAACACAUGAUACUAGCAAAGUUUUUAACGUACACUUGGCGUCUUUAAGAACUCAUUUCUUUCCCUGGCAUCUUGCCGUGACCGUUAAGUAUCACGAUUAAUCAUGCAGCUAGUUAUUGGCACUGCUGUUUCUGAGGUACUAGAUGAUCUGAUUAUUUACACAAUGGUCCUAAUCUAAACUCAGCAUAUUUAAUAAUGAUAAUGGAUCGUCAGUGUCAUUUUAUUACUGUUUACUAACUUCUUACACAAUGUUUUUGUUUUAGGUUUUUUUGUUUUUAGUUUUCUACAGAAUGAACUGUUUGAUUUUUAUUUCGUUCUCUUUGUUUUGAUCAAGAUCAUGUUUUUGUAACAAUUAAUAACAGAUUUAAUGCUCUGUGAUGGAUAUUUGCAUUGCAAAUGUAACAUAUUCGAAUGAAUCUCACAGUCUUUUAAUCAAUCUCACACUCUGCAGCGCCGGUGAAACAUCAACGGCAAAUACUGUUAAUUAUUGUUAAAAAUAAAUAACCGGAUGUGUUAUUUAAAUAAUUAUGCUUUUUUAUUAAUAUGUGGAAACAUUAAGAAAUGUGAUUGUUUAUGUUGACGACGUGUUCACCAGUGUAUACAUUAAUAAUAAUCACAUAAAUACAGAGUUUAAGUUGGGAUGUCUAUGGGUGCUCGGGUGGCACAGCAUUAAACUAUGCUUGCCCACUACUGCUGAGAUUCGGGGGAUCCAGGGUUCAAAUCUCAGUGCUACAUGAUUAGCUAAUGCUCAAAGGGAAGGGGGGUAGGCAUCCUAGCCAUUGGGAGGUGCACUUGUCAGUGUGAUCUCAGUGCAGGUCCCAAGCCAAAACCAUAUCUGCUGUGAUGAGCACGGGUGUCUAAAACUUUGCAUAAGACGUUAUAAUGAAUUUCCACCCUUAAAAUGUAAUAUUUGUAAUGAUGCAUUAAAUCCUGGCCCGAUUCAUUUAUCCAUACUGGGUCAGAGCAGACGUGAGCGGUUCACUUUGAUGUUUCUCCUGGUCUGCACAUCACACACACCACUAUCAGACUGGUUCUGCUCUUCUGAUGUGCUGCAUCGAUCAGAAAGUGCAUUAUUGAUGACAUUAUUAAUGACGAUUCAGACCUAUUUUGGGAAAACUGAUUGAACAAAGCUGCUGGGUAUUGUCAUUCUCUUCCACAUUCUGCAGUUCAUUCUUCUGGAGCAGGUUUCCUCUCUCUGCUAACUUUGUACCUAUUUCUGCAUUACGGUUAAUAAAUAACUGAUUUUUAACUCAA